AUGAAUUAAUUUAUCAGGAACAACAAUUUGUUGGAAAGUUCUGAUAUGUAAUAUACUUUUACUCCAUUAUAACUUCGAGAAAUGAGCACUGUUAUUUUGUAAAAGCCUUGGUCAGAGCGAACCAUACAUGAUAUAUAGGUAUUUGUUUUUAAACAUUAUGAAUUUAAAUCAAACAGAUUCUAUAAUUAGCUACUAAAAAUAUCAAAUAUUUUUAGGAAAUCUAAGAGGAAUGUGGUGUUCAAGCCUUAUAAAAAUGUUUACAGAGAAUUCAUUUAGAAAUUUAUCCUGAAGUAUUUAAUUGAAAAAUAGUAUAAUUAGGAUUCAAUUGUUUUUGAGAAAGGGGAUAGAGGGAGAGAUUUUUACAUCAUUUUGUCUGGAUAAGUUGGAAUUUAUAUAUUUUCAAAUAAUAUAGAAUAGCUAUAACACAAUAAAAUUAUUAUUCGUUAAGGAAUAAGAGAAUAUGUAAAUUAACUAAUAGGACAAGGGGUUGGACCAAAUAAAGAUUAAACUCCAGAGAUAAGAAGGAUUCUUCUAAAUGAAAAAAUAAAAAAGUAAAUAAUCUUUUUUAAAAUUAGUUUAUUGAAAGUGAAUGAGUUACAUGAAGGAGAUUCUUUUGGUGAAAGAGCAUUGAUAAAUGAGACUGGUCGAUUAGCAACAGUAGUUUGUGAAAAACAAUGUUAUUUUGCAGUAUUAAAUAAGUAAGCCUACAAAGAAAUUUUGUAACAGGCUCAAAGUGAAAAAAUUCAAUAGUAAAUUAAAGAAUUAUAAUCAAUAUCAACUUUUUAAGGGAUGUCUAGAAGACUUUUAACUAUUCUAUUAUAUGCAUUCUAAAGUUAAGAGUACAAAUUUAGAGAUCUUAUUUAUAAGGAAGGUUAACCAAAUAGAGAAGAAAUAUAUUUAAUAUUAAGUGGUGAAUUUAUUGUUACAGAAAAACAGAAAUAAUUUACAUAUUAAUAACAAUUAAAUUAAACUAGAGAAAUAGCUAUAUUAUAAAAAGGAUGUAUUUUUGGAGAUAAGGAAACAUUUCAAUGUUUAUAAACAAGAACACAAACAAUUAGAUGUUAUUCAGAUUAUGGUAAAGUAUUAUGUAUCUAAUUGGAGAGCCUAGUACAAAGACUAUUAGUAAUAUUAUACUUUAAUUAGGCAAAUAAUGAAUUACACUUAAUAAAUGAGUUAAAGAAUUUAAGUUAAUUAAAAGAAACUCAUAGAUAAAGUAGAAUUUAAAAAAAGAUUGAAUCACCUUAAAGAUCAAGAAGUAUUAUAAAAUCAAACUCUCCUUUUUAGAGGAUUGAUUAAAUUGUUUAAUAAAAAAGAGAAUUAUUUAAACAAUUAAAUUAGAAUGGUAAAAAUAAAAUUUAAUUUAUUUAUGAUAUUAAUAUUCCUACUUCAAAAAAAUAAAAUAGUUAUUCAAUAGAAUUUUCAACAUAGAAAAAAAGAUCAAUUAUUGAUCGUGUUAUGUUAAAUAGUAGUAAUAAUAGUAGAUUUGGAAAGAGAUAAUCAUUAGACUAGAGUAUAACAACUUAAUUUAAAUAAAUGGAAUAAAAAAGAUAUUCAAUAAUUUGA
Messenger RNA from Paramecium pentaurelia, 1563 nucleotides. The record is from the annotation of a GenBank genome assembly. Lineage: Eukaryota; Ciliophora; Oligohymenophorea; Peniculida; Parameciidae.